AUGAAUAAGCAAAACAUCGAUUCGAAAAAUUACUUUGGCUCACUUCGAAGAUACAGUGAGCACUUGCAGGCAAUAGAGUCCACGUUUAAGCGCUGGGGUUACCAUCCAACAUUACUCCCCCUUAUUGACAUAGAAGCACCAUACUCUCAAUUCUUAAAAAAUAGCAAGGACCAGUUAUUUAGGGCCCUCAAUGCAGAGAGGGACCUUGUUGUGCUUCGCUCUGAUAGUACAUUGUUCCUCUCAAGAAUUCUGGGUUCUCACCUUAGCGAACACCAAGUCCCACUACGCCUCUACUAUUCUAAUGCGGUUAUGCACUCUGUAAAUCAGCAUGAUGUUGUGCAAUGGCAAAGUGGAGUUGAGCUCAUUGGGGAAAAAUCUCAACUUGCAGAAAUCGAGCUUAUUGCUUUGCUGCACAAUACCAUUUCUAAUAUGAUACCUACAUUCCAUCUUCAUAUUGGUUCCAUUGCUCUUACACAUGAAUUGCUCAAGACUAGCAACGUGAACAAUGAAAGCGAAAACUAUCCUCUCCUUAUCCAAUACAUCAAACAACAAAAACACAAGGAGCUUCAGCAAUAUGUGCAUAACAAUGUGUUAGAGCUUAUAUUUGAUAUUGUAGAUGCUAAAGAAUUUAGCCAGAAACGGAAAAAGCUUGAGAAUAUAAUGGGUAACAGCAACACUGCACUUGAAAACUAUUGUAGUUAUUUUGAGCCCUUGCUGGAGAUGGACAAAGAAAAUCGUAUUCGUUGUGAUCUCUCUGAAUUAGGAAGCCAUAGUUAUUAUAGCGAUACCAUCUACACUGUCUAUACCUCAAAGCACCCCGUCCCCCUCGCACAUGGUGGGCGUUAUGAUACAUUUCUUAAGUAUUUUGGAUUUGAUACAGCAGCUAUAGGGUUUACAUUAUUUCCUCACCUUAUCAUUGAAGACUUGGUAAACUGGAGCCCAGUGCAAGCGCAUAGAGCUAGCCCUUUUUCAGAGCUUUAUGCAGGGUCCUUUCCAAGCAAAGAAAAGAUUCUCAAAACCCUUGCUAAAUUGCAAGAUACAGACGCUGCACAGCGGAGACAUGAAACAUAG
Molecule: messenger RNA, 1071 nt
Organism: Ylistrum balloti
Lineage: Eukaryota; Metazoa; Mollusca; Bivalvia; Pectinida; Pectinidae
Product: ATP phosphoribosyltransferase regulatory subunit-like
Exons: 1
Coding region: 1-1071 (356 amino acids)
Biological process (GO): histidyl-tRNA aminoacylation
Cellular component (GO): cytoplasm
Molecular function (GO): histidine-tRNA ligase activity
Source: RefSeq, a predicted model, not a curated record